UUUAACAGAGCGCCCGGCUGGCCCAGGAGGAGGAGUCGCCGCCGCCGCCCCCUGCGCGUCCCAGGUGUAACCAGAGCCGAGCGGGCGCGGCACAGCCACCACCUGCGGAACCUGUCGGGCGGCUCACAUCGCUUCGCCGCCGCGCUCGUACCGCUCCGUCUCCUCCACCCGGACCUCUGAGGACUUUUGCCCGGCUUCUCCGCGCUCGGUCGACGGCCCGAGCCAUGAAGUCGCUCUGUGGGACUGCUCUCCUACUGCUGCUCUGCGCCGCCGCCUGUGCCCAACAGACCUCAUGCAUCUGCGAGAAGAACAAGCGUGUCAGCAACUGCAGGAUGGAGGGUAACAUCUGCUGGUGCAACUCGCUGGGUUCCGACUUGAGCGUGAACUGCAGCACUUUGACUUCAAAAUGCCUGUUGAUGAAAGCAGAAAUGACAAGCUCAAAAUCAGGUCGCCGUGAGAAACCAAAAGAUGCAUUUGAAGAUACUGAUGGCCUUUAUGACCCCGAGUGUGAAAAUACUGGUGUUUUCAAGGCAAAGCAGUGCAAUGGAACCACCUGUUGGUGUGUGAAUACAGCUGGUGUUAGAAGAACUGACAAACAUGAUUCAGACUUGAAGUGCAAUCAAUUAGUCAGAACAAUUUGGAUCAUCAUUGAAAUGAAACAUGCUGAGAGAGACACUCCUCUGAACGCUGAAUCUUUAAAGAAGUUCUUCAAGGAAACACUGACCAAUCGUUACAUGCUGGAUGGACGCUAUAUAAGCAGUGUUCUGUACGAAAAACCUUACAUUACUAUUGACUUGAAGCAAAAUUCCUCAGAGAGAUCUUCUGGAGGUGUGGAUAUAGCUGAUGUGGCCUACUACUUUGAAAAAGAAGUAAAAGGUGACUCCAUCUUUCUUGGUAACCCACUAAAUGUCAGCAUUGAUAAUGAAAAGGUGCAGUUUGAGAAGACAGUGGUCUACUACGUUGAUGAAAUAGCACCAGAGUUUUCCAUGAAGUCUCUGACUCCUGGCCUCAUUGCUGUCAUUGUAAUAAUAGUAAUAGCAAUCGUUGCUGGAAUUGUUGUUCUGGUCCUUACAAGGAGGAGGAAAGGGAAAUACGUGAAAGCUGAGGUAAAGGAAAUGAAUGAAAUGCAUAGAGGGCUGAAUGCAUAAGUGAACCACCUGAAGAUGGACUAAGAUUCAAUCAAACAAGGAUAUAGCAGGAACAUUGGAGGCAUGGAUCUUAACUCUUAAAAGAUUCUUCCUGAAAGGGAAGCGAUUUUGCUCAGUUAAUGAUUGUUAAAAAUAACAGCCAAGACUGGUAACCAUGCUACUACUUUUACUAUUUGUUGAGAGUUAAAUCUUAAACACCCCAUCUUACUCAAGUGAAACUUAACUAUUGCUCCUUGAUUGUAUUUUUUUUCUUGAUGAAAUGAGUUGACAACUACUGUUACUAGGGUUUUGGAGCAUAUAUGCUUAAACAGAUAUUUUACCCUUGUGUAAGUUUUAUUGAAAAUGAUUUUUGUAGCCAUGUUGUAACAAGAUGGUCUCCUGUAUAACUGAACGUGACAUUUUUACGGCUGUUUGUACAUAUUUGAAGUUGCUGUACCUUUUUUAUGACUUGAAUUAAUAAAACUUUGAAACAGG
Molecule: messenger RNA, 1622 nt
Organism: Colius striatus (speckled mousebird)
Lineage: Eukaryota; Metazoa; Chordata; Aves; Coliiformes; Coliidae
Gene: EPCAM
Product: epithelial cell adhesion molecule
Exons: 9
Coding region: 225-1148 (307 amino acids)
Cellular component (GO): membrane; bicellular tight junction
Molecular function (GO): cadherin binding involved in cell-cell adhesion
Source: RefSeq, a predicted model, not a curated record